Messenger RNA from Trichoderma atroviride IMI 206040, 940 nucleotides. RefSeq lists its product as uncharacterized. Gene Ontology annotation, molecular function: carbon-sulfur lyase activity. The record is from RefSeq and is a predicted model, not a curated record. Lineage: Eukaryota; Fungi; Ascomycota; Sordariomycetes; Hypocreales; Hypocreaceae.
GUGCUCCAGAUAAGUUGAGUCGUAAGCGCAUAUAAAAAUCACGGACACCAUCGUCUUUACACAUUAGCAUGCCUACCUUCCUAUUUACAAGGAGAGUUUUUUCAAGGCCACAGAAAACGCCGAUAUUACAUACGUUCCUCUCUAUUAUACGCCCUCAAGUUCGCUUCACUGGUCCAGCUGGCGCAAGAAGCAGUCCGCACUCAAACCCCCAGCCGAAGAAAUGGUUGCUCACAGCGGCGGCUGCCUUUGUGGCCAAGUUCGCUAUACGUACGAUGCAGAGCCGGUAGCAAAGGUUCUCUGUCACUGCAAUGAUUGCCGCAAGAUCAGUGGCAGCAGCUACAGCGUCAACUUUCUCAUCCCCGACGCAGCAUUCCGAGUAACUGCCGGUACGCCAAAGGUGUUUAGCAAAGUCGCUGACUCCGGAGCCACCAUCGUCAGCUACUUCUGCGGCGACUGCGGGAGUAUGAUGUGGCGCGAGUCUCCCAGCUCUGGCCCCAAUAAAGUGCUCAAAGCCGGGACUUUGGAUGACAGCGACAAGAUUAUUUCGACUGCGGGAAUUGAUGCCGAGGCUUUUACGCGGUCCAGGAUAGAGUGGGUGCAGCCUAUAGCCGGCGCAAGUCAGAGGGCCGGCCCAAGCCAGAAGGCCGCUUAGUUGGCUGUCCUUCUCAGAGUAAUCGAUGGCACACAGCGUUGGCGCUUUGCACACUUGUUUUUGGGGGUACCCUAUGAUAGAAUGAAGAGAGAAGAAAAAUAUGGCGGUUCCAGUGAGAAAAACAGCGUCGUGAACUGUAAAUCAAGCCGCGUGUGACUGACUACGCCCAAAAAUAGACAACAGUAUUUUUAAUGCCUUGCAACGGCUAGAUUAUUAUAAUAUCCCGUACAUAAACACACUUGCGUAGCUAUUUACAUUUCGCACUUUGGCCUAGCAGUUCAAUGAACG